AUGACCACAGGACAGACCACACCAACCGAGACUGACGACGGAAAUAACACCACACCCGGUACAGCAACACAGACCGAUGACUCUGAGACCGGAACCACUGACACCGAGACUGCUGCCCCUACCGAGACCGGCGACAACCCAUCUACUGUUGGAAACUUCCGCCUUCUCGGCUGCUACAGCUCCGACGAGGGCUUUCCCGGGUUCUCCGCCGAAGUGACUAAUGAUGAUAUGGACCUCGACAUCUGCGCCGAGGAGUGCGACGGAGAGAACUAUUUCGGAGUCUAUCGCAACCAGUGCUUCUGUGGGACCGACCUCGAAGGCAUGAUGAGCACCGACAUCGACAGCUGUGACAUCGCCUGCCCCGGCGACGGCUCCGAGUUUUGCGGUGGCGAUAUCACCCCUAACCGCCGUCUCCUCAGGCGCCAGGACAUCUCCAACAACAUUCUCUUGUCCGUUUACGUUGCCAUUGGAUUCGUCCCCGACGGCGAGGACACUACUGUCACCACCACCUUCGUCUCCACCGUCACCGGUGAUGCCGGCCCCGUUGCCACAACUGUUACCACGGCGGUCGUCUGCAGCGGCGGCAUCUGUGGUGGCGGUCCUUCCGGCCCUGUGUUCAUCUUCAACAUUUUCACUUGCCAGGAGUGUGCCGGUGAGGAGGUCUAUUUCGCCAAUCCCUGCUCAUGCGUCGGCGGUGUCGAGUACGUGCCUCACGUCUGCGACGCGACCUCUUGCGCCGGGAAGACUGUGUACAAGCCUGAGGAGAAGCCGUUCGGCGGUUCCAGCCAGAUGUACUACCCCACCCCUUGCAACCACGCCGACUGCAGCACUGGCUCCACGACCAUGUUCAAGCCUUUCCGCGAGGGCCAGGCGGACUACACAGUUCCCAUCAGCCCUGCGGGCUCUGGCGACAACGGCAAGGGCCCCAACGAUGGUGGUGUCAAGAGCGGUGACGGCGGCUCCAAAGGCAAUGGCGGCGGCUCCAAAGGCAAUGGCGGCGGCCCUGGCUCUGGCAACGGUGACGCCGGCACUGGCUCUGACAACGGUGUCGUUGGUGCUGGCGGCCCCGGUAAAGACGGUGAGCCCGUGCUUGUGUCCCUUGGCGACAAGCAAAUGGUCACCACUCUUGCCCUCGUCAUCCUCUUCCCGGUGGCUGGCGCCCUUGCUGGAUGGUUUUAA
Messenger RNA from Emericellopsis cladophorae, 1179 nucleotides. RefSeq lists its product as uncharacterized. The record is from RefSeq and is a predicted model, not a curated record. The coding region runs from base 1 to 1179 and encodes 392 amino acids. The transcript has 2 exons. NCBI's taxonomy places the organism in Eukaryota, Fungi, Ascomycota, Sordariomycetes, Hypocreales, Bionectriaceae.